CCUUCUCUCCUUACCCCGCCCCCCACCGGGGUAUUUCUGGCUCCCAGAGGGGCAGACAGCCCUGAAACCUGAGCAGAAGCCAUCCCCGGUGCCACGCCUGGAGAGGGGCAUUAAUAGCAGCCUUCCUCAGGCCCCUGACACGUCUGGGCAGCUGCUCAGCACGUCCCGCGUCCCUCAGCCCCAAGGCCAGCCCACUCUGGCUCAGCCAGGCACACUAAACUUAGUGGCCACUCCCAACUCGACAACCACCGCCACCCCCCAACUCGGCUGUCACCUGCCCGAGGAGACGCAGCCGCCGGACCCUGCCCAGGGCACCUACGCCUCGGCGACCACCAUGUCCCAGACCAAAACGCUGAAGGUCCGCGUGACCCUCUUCUGCAUCCUGGCAGGCAUCGUGCUGGCCAUGACGGCCGUGGUAACCGACCACUGGGCUGUGCUGAGCCCCCACAUGGAGCACCACAACACCACCUGCGAGGCGGCCCACUUCGGCCUCUGGCGGAUUUGUACCAAGCGCAUCCCCAUGGACGACAGCAAGACCUGCGGGCCCAUCACCCUGCCCGGGGGUAACGUACCCACCCUCCGUCCCGAUCCCCACCUCCCGCCCUUCCCCGUCGUCCCCUGGACAAAUUUGCCCAUGCCAAGGAAGGCAGGUUUCUCAGCUCAGACCCUGUCAGAGUUACAAAGCAUUUCCUCACCCUGUAAUUUAAGCGUAUUCCUCGAUUUCCUACCAUGUGACCGAACCACAUGUCGAAGAUCAUUUCUAUCCAAGCAGCCAGCAGCCACACAGAGCCUGGCGUUUAUCUGGUGGGGGUUUGGCGAGCCAAAUGCUACCUGUGCGGGAGUCACCUCAGCAACCCACCGGGUGCAAACAGCCGUGCUCCAGCAAAGCACUCCGUGGCCCUCAUCUCAGGGUCCUCCGCUGGGAAGGAUUUUAACUGACGGCUUUCGAGCAGCAGACCACCCGCUGCCCCAGUGCCUCCUGCCCUGUCACUCGAGGAAAGUUUCUGCUCUGGAAAGGCCUCCAGCCACUUGCCUCUCGCCUCUGCCCCCGGGAAGGACUUGGCCCCUGGGGCUGUCGGCUUUCUCGUGUGUGAGAUGGGAACUGUGGUGUAUGGGGUGGUCCCUAACCAGCCACCAUGAGAGCUCCUGGACUGAGGCUGCAUGCCGGGUGUCCCUUGUGUUUGCAGAGUACAGCAUCUCGGCAGCCGCCAUCGCCAUCUUCAGCCUUGGCUUCGUCAUCCUGGGCAGCCUCUGUGUCCUCCUGUCCUUCGGGAAGAAGAGGGACUACCUGCUGCGGCCCGCGUCCAUGUUCUACGCUUUUGCAGGUCUCUGCAUCCUGGUCUCGGUAGAGGUCAUGCGGCAGUCGGUGAAGCGCAUGAUUGACAGUGAGGACACCGUCUGGAUCGAGUACUAUUACUCCUGGUCCUUCGCCUGCGCCUGUGCUGCCUUCGUCCUCCUCUUCCUUGGUGGUCUCGCCCUCCUGCUGUUCUCCCUGCCUCGAAUGCCUCGGAACCCAUGGGAGUCCUGCAUGGAUGCUGAGCCUGAGCACUAGCCCUCCUGUGGCCCUAGCAACCCUCAGGCUGCUUCUCCAGGAAGCCAGGUCUCAGCCUGGAACCUUCCAGAGGGGAGGCGGGAGCAAUUUUAGCUCCACCCUGCUCCCAUCUGCCCACUGCCACAGUCGCAGGCUGCCUCCUCUCUCUGAGCUCCUCUGGGCUGCCACAGGCUUCCCUGGGAAUAGAGCAAGAGGAUGUCAGUCUCAAUCUGGCCACAGUUGGGAAAGGCAGGGCCAGCAGGUGGACAGGUGUUUGCAAGGGCCACACUUCCCCUGGAGCUCAGAGGUGUCCCCACUGUACCAGCCUCUGAUAAGCUGUCUCCAGUUGUCCUUUAUGAACAUUGCAGGGACAACCUGUGUUUGCCAGUUCUUGGUGUUCCGUGUAAAUAGCCAGCCCCUCCCUUUCUCAGUGAUAAAACACACCCUCUCUGGUGAGCGCAGCGUCCCCUCCUUGGCUUCCAGGAGCCCUGGGAAGCAUUUUUAACUGAGUAGAAUCUGUCUGUGCCUUGAAAUAAAAAGCUCUCAGAAAA
Molecule: messenger RNA, 2082 nt
Organism: Cercocebus atys (sooty mangabey)
Lineage: Eukaryota; Metazoa; Chordata; Mammalia; Primates; Cercopithecidae
Gene: CACNG1
Product: calcium channel, voltage-dependent, gamma subunit 1
Exons: 6
Coding region: 335-1552 (405 amino acids)
Biological process (GO): regulation of calcium ion transmembrane transport via high voltage-gated calcium channel
Cellular component (GO): L-type voltage-gated calcium channel complex; membrane
Molecular function (GO): calcium channel regulator activity
Source: RefSeq, a predicted model, not a curated record